CAUGCUAGUGCGAUCUCUCGAUCUGUUCUCCGCCCAUCUCGCUCUCUAAGACUUGCUCAUUCUUUCAUCCUCUCUGCCUUGCAACCGUCACCAUUCUCUCAACUCCGGAUCCCGUCUAAACCUGCGUCUCUGCAUAUCAUUGUCGACAUUCUAUUCUGCGACUCUUCCUGUUGUCGAUCUCAAGGAUCUCCCGGUCUUGUUGUCCUCUCCUCCUCAUAUUCUCUCAUCUACAAUCCUCCAGGCAACUUGUUGGGUCCGAGUGGUGCGGCAAGAGAAGGUCUAUUGACGGCGCUCGGGAUUCCAUAUCCGCUGCACGUACACACCAUCAUCGACAUCAACACAUCAGCACUGGAGAAGAAGACGUGGACUGUCCGCCUUCAGCAUUCACGCAAACAACUCCUUCUGACCCAGAGGCACUUCUGGUGUUGUUCAUUGGUGCGACUGUUCAAACGUCACGAGUCCUGCGUAACCUGGUGACGGAAGACAUUAAAAUCUGCACGGAAACCUACAUUGGCAAUACAGGAGUUCUCUUCCGCUGAUCCGCCCAUAUGGUUGAUUAGGCCUGCUCUUGAACAUACUGACGACACUUGUCGAAGAGGGAACAACCGACACUGACAAGUUGACCCAAUGGCGACUUUGGACUUGGGCCCUAGGCAAAGGGACACGUUGCCCCCCAUCAGUCAUCUAGACCUGGAUGUCAUCAAAAGUGAUGGCAAUGGUCAUUCUCGGUUCGGUAUGCUGAAUGGACUCAGUAUCUCGACUGCCCCCGUGAGCAGCCCAACCACUACAAUGUAUACCGGACCUCCUCCCCCGUAUUCUUGUGCUCCCUCGACAGCAGGAUCUGCGUCAGGAUUGUCGGGCUACAUCUCUCCUCCGGAGUCCACGACUCGACGCUCUACGCGGGAUGAGAGGGAAUCUCCAGGCCUGCGCAAAUCACUCCCGUCUAUACACGAAGCGCUCGGGGACAGAUCAAUGUCACUACCUGGUCCUCUGUCCGCCACCUCGCAACAACAGCCACUUUCGACUCCUACCGCAACCGUAGGCCAAAGUUUCCCUGACGGCCCAAAGGGGCCUGCCAAUCCGUUUUCACAGCCGCCAGGUCCAGCACCUGUUCUCAGAGAUGUCUUCUCAGGCUCUCAAAAGAGCGCCCCUGUUGACAAGCCUCCCAUAGCUUCUUCUACUGAUCCACGUCAACCGGUGUCCCAGCAUUUUGGCUACCCUGGGUCUCCACCGUCUCAGCCACCACCACCUGCGUUCCGUUCUUCAUCACUAGCCAACACAUCAUUUAGCAACCACAACGAUCAUCUACCAGCCACCUCGCCUCGAUCAUACGAUGCUCCAAAACCACCGUACUCAUUGCCUCAAUUUGGUCCUUCACCUUCUUCGAAUGGACCACUACCUCACGAAGCCGGACAAAUUGGCGCCAAAUCUGCCCCAUUUCCCAGAGCCGAAGAUGUUCAAUUCAGUGACAAUGUAAAGCGACACUUAGAUGUAUUUGAUGCCGAACUUGGAUUCAAUGAAAUUAGUGAAGCCUCGGCCGGGACGCUUGAUUUCGCCAGAGUCUGGGCUCCGCGCUUCCACCACGGGUCCCGUUCAGGCUAUUUUCAUGAAGCGCUUCCAAGUUUGAACGAGAUGGACGAAGCCCUUCGACAGUCCCAUCGAAUUUUUGAGAAUUUGACUCAUCUGCGUGAGUUGGUCUUUGCACAACAGACUGCACUAUCAGAACAUCGGGCCCGGCAAGCUGAAGAGUACCGUGGCUUGCCUGAGGGAUAUCGACAUCCACAUGUAGCAGACAGAGCAGAGAGAGAUGCCAAAAGACAUCGACGUGGACAAAAGGCUGCUCCACCAGGACGCUGCCAUAGUUGCAAUCGUGCCGAAACGCCAGAGUGGCGAAGAGGUCCCGAUGGAGCGCGUACACUUUGCAACGCCUGUGGUCUACACUACGCCAAACUCACACGAAAAAUGGGUGUCAACAAGGCAGCGGCUUUGACUGGCUCGAGCUUACGACCAAAACAUUUAGACCAAACGCGACCUUGAUUCAGGUCAUUCAUUUGCAACGACGAAUAUAUUUGACGGUACAGACGUGAUCUCUUUAAGGAGACGACGAUGAUGAUUACACAGCUACGAGAUGCUCCUCGAGCCACCACUUUAUUUCCUUUUCUGAUUUUGGCGUCCCGGGGAGGCAAACUCAUUUCGAAAUGUGCACUAUAAGCAGUGAUGCGACGGUUGGGACUGUGAUUGUACAGAAGGGGCUCUUGCAAGAAAGCCCCAAAAGCGAUGGGUUUAGGAACGGCGUAUAUUUGCACAGUGUAAUGCCUUGUUAGAGGUAUUCGGGAGCACGAGCGAUGAUUUUACGCCGCCUGAAGAUGGAUUGUUUCUGAUACCCCAAACCGCUGCCUUAUUAGAGGCUACUUUUGGAGCAUUCUGGUUCCAUCAUAUAUCUCUUUGGUAUUAUUGUUAUUAUCUAGUGUUGGACGGGGGAAGGAGGAGGGCGUGAACAUGACCGUCGGUCGGCGGGGACGCGGCGGGUACGAUUUGAGUCAAACGAGGAUCUAUGUCUGGGGUUGCUUUUUUGUGAUGGCUGUCAGACCUGGUGACGGCGACACCAAAGUUGCACCUAUUCCCACAGCCCACACUUGUCGAUUCCCAUCAACAACGCGUUAUAGCGUGGUGGUGAAAAGCACAGGGAUAUCUCGCAUACAAAAAGUCACAGCAGGCGAGGCCAUGAUCUUCCAUGGUCUCUCGCCCACAGGCAACGAAGAAAUCGAAUCUUUCUCAGAAUCUAUCAUCA
Exophiala oligosperma is the source of this 2791-nucleotide messenger RNA. RefSeq lists its product as uncharacterized. The record is from RefSeq and is a predicted model, not a curated record. Bases 628 to 2037 code for a protein of 469 amino acids. Gene Ontology annotation, molecular function: sequence-specific DNA binding; zinc ion binding. Gene Ontology annotation, biological process: regulation of DNA-templated transcription. The transcript is spliced from 4 exons. Lineage: Eukaryota; Fungi; Ascomycota; Eurotiomycetes; Chaetothyriales; Herpotrichiellaceae.